Batrachochytrium dendrobatidis JAM81 is the source of this 1252-nucleotide messenger RNA. Its product is annotated as protein phosphatase 2A. Gene Ontology annotation, cellular component: cytosol. The coding region runs from base 9 to 935 and encodes 308 amino acids. Lineage: Eukaryota; Fungi; Chytridiomycota; Chytridiomycetes; Rhizophydiales. Gene Ontology annotation, molecular function: protein serine/threonine phosphatase activity. The record is from RefSeq and is a predicted model, not a curated record. The transcript is spliced from 7 exons. Gene Ontology annotation, biological process: mitotic cell cycle.
GUGAACUAAUGGCACUCGCCGACUACACCGAUGUAGAUGCGUGGAUUCAGCGUCUUAUGAGCUGCAAGGAAUUACCUGAGAAUGAUGUCAAGAAGCUAUGUGAAAAGGCUCGCGAGGUAUUGAUGGCAGAAUCCAAUGUACAGGGCAUCCGUUGUCCAGUUACUGUUUGUGGUGAUAUCCAUGGCCAGUUUCACGAUCUAAUGGAGCUUUUUAAAAUCGGCGGAAACUCGCCAGAUACAAACUAUCUUUUUAUGGGCGACUAUGUCGAUCGUGGUUAUUAUUCUGUCGAGACCGUCACCCUUCUUGUUGCACUCAAGGUGCGUUAUCGCAACCGUGUUACUAUUCUUCGUGGUAAUCAUGAAUCUCGCCAAAUUACCCAAGUAUAUGGCUUUUAUGACGAAUGUCUCCGAAAAUAUGGCAACCCCAACGUCUGGAAAAUGUACACUGACUUAUUCGACUAUCUUCCGUUAACCGCACUGAUUGAGGACCAAAUUUUCUGUCUGCAUGGUGGUCUCUCGCCUUCCAUCGACACCCUCGAUCAUAUUCGAUCAUUGGAUCGUAUUCAAGAAGUUCCUCACGAAGGUCCCAUGUGUGAUCUUCUUUGGUCUGAUCCGGAUGACCGCUGUGGAUGGGGCAUCUCUCCUCGAGGUGCUGGUUAUACUUUUGGUCAAGACAUCUCAGAGGCAUUUAAUCAUAACAAUGGCCUCACUCUUAUAUCAAGAGCUCAUCAGCUUGUCAUGGAGGGAUAUAACUGGGCACAAGACAGAAAUGUAGUUACUAUUUUUAGUGCGCCAAACUACUGUUAUCGCUGUGGAAAUCAAGCCGCCAUCAUGGAAAUUGACGAACACCUUAAAUACACUUUCCUACAAUUUGAUCCUGCUCCACGUCGUGGCGAACCACAUGUCACCCGUCGCACGCCAGAUUAUUUCCUGUAGUCGCAGUGCUGAGUUUCAACUUUUACCACGCCUGAUCGCAUUCCUACUAUUUUGGCUUACAAAGUCGAUGUUUUGAUUCGCUAUGACCAGCUGGUUUAUUUUAAAUUUAGGCUUUAUUCAAAUCUAUAUUUGGGUUUUUUCACCGUUAUUCACUGCUCUUAAAUUGACUUUCAAAUAUAUCUGUGCAAGUGGUGAUCAAGUGCCCCAUUACAGCACGGAUCCCUUACUACAUCACUUCUUUGGUAAAUACAAUCACCGAGUUACAAUUAUACUGUCAAGGUUUAUACAAUUUGAUUAAAUUGGGGGUUUAUGCUUUU